Molecule: messenger RNA, 1917 nt
Organism: Triplophysa dalaica
Lineage: Eukaryota; Metazoa; Chordata; Actinopteri; Cypriniformes; Nemacheilidae
Gene: ppp1r11
Product: protein phosphatase 1, regulatory (inhibitor) subunit 11
Exons: 3
Coding region: 184-558 (124 amino acids)
Cellular component (GO): nucleus
Molecular function (GO): protein phosphatase 1 binding; protein serine/threonine phosphatase inhibitor activity
Source: RefSeq, a predicted model, not a curated record
GUCUGUAAAUCCGUCCGCCGGAGCUGCUCUUAGUCCAGUGCAUGUUCUCAUACACUCACAUUGAAUUCAUACAGCCUUCAGCAUUUCGACGCGUCAGCGAAGAAUCGUUUGUCGUUUUUACAUUUUCGUCGAUCUCAAGCGAUCGAGGGCCGUUUUGACCAUUUGUUUUGAUUUAUCGGUGAUAUGGCGGAGGUUUCAGGUAACGUUACAACGAGUGAAACGAUAACGGAGACCGUACAGACGGGAACACCGCCUCCACCCCAGCAGGAGGGCAGAAGCCUGACCAUCAAGCUCAGGAAAAGAAAGACGGAAAAGAAAGUCGAGUGGUCCAGUGACACGGUGGACAAUGAACAUCUGGGCAGGAGGUCUUCAAAGUGUUGCUGCAUUUACGAAAAACCUCGACAGUUCGGCGAGUCUUCCUCUGAAAGUGAGGGAGACGAUGAGGAAGGCUGCGGAAGCGCGCACUGCAUUCUGGGACACGGGAGAAUAGGUCAUGGACAAAGAGAGGGUGGAGGGUCUUCAGUGCCCCCAAACUCUGGAGGAACAAACCCACACUAAUGAAUAAAAAGAGAGGGAGUGUGUGUGUUUGGAGGGUAAUGGGCAGCGUGGGCACUACAUUCAUAAUCUCUCACCUUCACUCACUCAUUGCACCAUCACUGGGUGUCAAGAGCUUUUGAUUCAUGAAAGCUUGUAGGUAAUUUUAAUGUGAUUGGUUUUCCCUGCAGUCAUUUAUGUGAUGACUAAAGCGAAGACUACAUGUUUUUUGUGAUCUGAAUGCUGCGGAAAUUUUGUUGUACAGAGCGAAUGGGUUUUACUUCUUUUUGUAAAAGCUGUAUUUAUUUGGUUCUCUUAAGAUCUUACUGGUUGUGCAUACAAGGAAAGGUUUCUUUUAAUGCCAAAUAGGAAACAGAUUGAGUAGAAUUCAGUUUUGAGUUUGUAAUCUUCAACGCAUUCUCUAGUUUGGGAAGUAUUUUUGUCAGUCAGCCUGAAUAGAGUAAAAAUAGGAGUUUUUAAAUAAUUAUUAAAAUAAAAUAAUUUGCGGCGUGACUAUUCCAGAAACAGUAUUGCUUCAAGUCACUUGAUCAUGGGAAUUCAAACAAGCAUAUGUAUUGCGUGCUUCAGGGAAUACUUAAGUUGGAAAUUACGAGAACUCAAAUCCUUUUAAAAUUGUUUUUAAGGGAACGCAUUAAAUAAACACGUUUGAGUGAAUUAAAAUCUGACUCCUGAUGCCUUUCAGACAAUCAGACAAGUGACAUACAACUAAUAAAAGAGUUUGUAUGUAAAAAAACAUUAAUGUGUUAAAAAGUGUUAUUAAAUUAAAUUAUCAAAGGAGAAUAUCACCUAGAUCAUAUCUAAAACAGACCAUAAUAUAACAAGGAAAAAGCUACAGUUGAUGUGGAAGAGAAAAGAUCGUAGUCCAAAAUAUUAACAACUUAGGAUAGACAGGUAGUUGUGCAUGAGAUCAAUCUAACAAAUGUGUUGACUGAUUUGAUGUAUGUGUUGUUCCUUUCGACCGCAAACUAAAUACAGGGAAUCAAUUUAAAUGGUGCACAUUCCAGAUAAAAGUGUGAGAGGUACGUGUUUUCAGGAACAUGCCUAGUAUAGUUACUUGAUUUCAGCUUAAAUGUGUAAACUGAUUGUAUGUGGAGGUUGACUGUGUUUUAGAAAGAACACAGGAGAGCGUGUGGCCAAAUGCUGGCCGAGACCAAAAUACACAUCUUUUCUCCUCUCUCUGAGGUCGACUAGUUUACAGUUCACUCCCUUUUCACAGCGGUCAAUCGUAUUCCAUCAUUCAUAUGCAACUAUUGUCCCUUUACAGCGAACACACCUGUAUGUAUAUAGCAAAGGUCCCAGAGUGGAUUUAACAUGAAUAAACAAAUGUUAUUUAUAUCGAUUAAACGCUUAAUGGCAACCUGA